CAUGUGAUAUGGGCUGGGCCUGCAGUCCUUCCUGCUUUGUGAGGCAGAGAUCAAGAUUCUUCUGCUGUGCAGGGACAACAAUUUUCAGGACAGUUUCUCUCAUUAAAGGAAAGGAAACCAAACAGAUCUCAAACAGGAAAACUCAAAAGAAGGAAGGGUGUUUUUUUUAUUGGUGUCCCGUCCUAAGGUCAGAAGGGGAAGAAGCAGGGACAAAAGAGCUUUCACAUUUCCCUGUGAUGAAGAGAGAAGUUAAAAUAUGAUUCUUCCUACCUACCAGAAGCUCUCUCUGAUGUCUGUUCCCUUAGCCACCCAGCUGUCCUCCAUCGUCUGCUACCACCAUCCAUACUACCAUGUGGUUAGAGUCACACUGGAAGAAUAUCCGCCAAACCUUGUUGCUUCUUUUCACUGCUGCUCUUCUCACUGGGGUCACAAUGCUAGCCAUUUCAUCUAAUAUCAAUCCAGUAGGCUAUUUCUUCCUAGGUGUAGGAGGAGUGUGCCUGAUUGGCUAUUUGUUGAGCGUGUUUGUUGAGUGUUACCUGAAGCAUCAGCACCUACAUGAUACAAACGAGAGAUCUCCUAACAGACAGAGCCAAGCAGGGGUGAAUGCUGCCUAUGAAGCACCUACCUAUGAGGAGGUGAUGACUACGUCAGCUCCCCCAAUAUGGACAAUUGCGUCCAAUCCAGGCAUAGUGCCCUCACCACUGAAUGAGCCUCCACCUUACAAUGCAGUUAUUGAAUCAUCUGCCCAAGAAGAGACUGUGGUAGAGACUCUCAGGGUCUCAGUGCCAAACACAAGGUGCACCUCUGAGAUAGACAGAGGCUCCAGGAUGCACUUGCAACUGGUACAGCCCCCCAGGUUGCAGCGGUUUGUUUCAGACAUCCAUGAAAUGAAAGGUAUUGAAGACAGGUUUGAGCCACUGGAGCCACUCACUCCACCACCUGCUUAUGAGAGUGCCAUCAACAAUGAGAUCUUUGAAAGUGCUUUCCAGCCCUCAGUAUUAUGAUUAAUUCCACCUUCUAUGAAUUCAGGACCAAACCCUCACCACAAUGCAGGCUGCACCUGGAGGGAAGGAAAAAGAGAUGAGUCUUUUUCAUGCCUGAAACAGUAGAAGUUUGUCUUGCCAUUCUUCAGACCAGAGCUGAACUAGAAACAUAGCUUCUGAUUUCACUAGAAUCUUCAUGCAUGCUCAAAACAAUACCACAGUUCUUUGUCCAGGCAAAAUAUACAGAAGACCACUAGGAAAAAAAAGCUGUGUGAUACACAGCAGCAAUUCUGAGCCUAGGGAUACACCUUUUUGGAGGAGGAGAGUGAAUCAUGGGAAGAGACAAGGUUGCCAAAGGACUGCUGAAGAAGAACUGUGGAUGUAGCCAGGACAAGCUGGUUUGGAAAGGACAGGAACAGAAACACCAAUAAGUAAGAGGAAGAUACUAGCAGUUUCUCUCCUGUAAGAGAGGCCAACAAUGGGACACAUACACAUACCCUCUGCCUGGGCCACCAGUCUUCCCAAUUUUACAGGAGAAAGUAUUUCUCUAUUGUAAUACAGGCCAUCACAGAUCACUCUAGAUACUUUAUUGUCAUCAUGGCUGAUGUGUUUGCAUAGAAAUGUCAAUGCUGCUCAAGUUCUCGGCAACAAACCUGUGUGUGGAUGGUUUUGUUUGGAAAGGCCCAGUCCCUCUUCCAAGGCCAAGUUAAGACUGCAGCAGAGAGCACCUGGGAAUAGCAGUCAUGAAGCACAUGUGAUCUUUGUCAUGAUGGCUCUGGUCUGAAGCCAGAUCCUAGCUCUCACCAAUCAGCAAUACUACACUGUUUAAAACAGCUGAGUCAAACUGUUAUGUUCUGAAGUGUUAGAGUUGAAGUGGUCUGCAGUAUGCAGAGACUUUCAAGUUUGGUGAACGUCCACAUAAAAACAUGAAAUAUGGAGGUCCAAAUUUCCUUAUGAAAGAGAGCAGCAAUCAUCACAACCUUGGAGUACUGGAGGAUGGAGGGGGGGGAGGUAAGAGAGAACAGCAACAAGCCUGUGGUUAAGCGCAGCCAUUCAGUAGCACAUGCAGAGCAUCCAAAUAUCCAAAAUAGCAUAAAUUCUUAUUGAAGUUAGCUGUAAAAAGUUCUUGAAUGGCUUUGAUUCAGCAGGGUGACGCUACACUUAACCAGUUGCAUCAUAUGACUGCAUCAUUUUUAAUUCAUACCUGGAACCAUAAAGCCAUGGGUUAGGAGCAAAUAUAUUAUUUCCAGUUGUUUGAGUCUUUAUAGUUCAAAAGAAAAUGACUUUGUAUGUUUGUUACAAAUAAAGAGAACUAUUAAUGGUGGAUAUUAAGAACAUCUGAUGGUAUCAUCAGUUUUUCCUCGUCAGAAACACACCACAAAAUCAUGACUAACAGCUGCUUGCGUGCUGCUUAUUUGAUAACAUUGGCUUAGAAAAAGGAGAGGAAUUCUAUUUCUAAAUCUACAGCUGAAUCUCUUUAGUAUCAUUAAUGACAAAGCAGCUAUGAUAUCUCUAUCAUUAAAGUAUUAUGAGAGAAAAAAAACUGCCAUGAGAGACAUUGCAAUUUUUUAAAAAAAGGUUAAUUAUUUCCUGCAUGCUUCAGAACGCAGUCUGCCGCUCAGCAAAACCAAGAGAACAAAUUGCAACUAACAGUUACAGGUAGCAGUGUACCACAAAGGAAGAGAUUUAUGGCCUAGGUUAGGCAUUCCAGGAUCUUUCUGGCUGCAACAAAUUCCUAGGAGUCAGGAAGAAACACAGGCAACCAGCAGAGAUAAAAGCUAGCCAAAAGAAAGAGAAAAGAUGUCUCCAGUUAUGAUCAAUAGGAUUUUUUUCUUCAGCAUCUGAGAGGAUUAUUCAAGCACUUCAGCUUGUGUUAAGUUUUAACACACACCAAAGAACAACAAUUUGAAGCUUUACGUGGCAAGAGCUGAAAGUGUUUCCAUUAAAAGGAUACUUGCUUGCU
Molecule: messenger RNA, 2946 nt
Organism: Dromaius novaehollandiae (emu)
Lineage: Eukaryota; Metazoa; Chordata; Aves; Casuariiformes; Dromaiidae
Gene: TMEM139
Product: transmembrane protein 139
Exons: 4
Coding region: 351-1004 (217 amino acids)
Source: RefSeq, a predicted model, not a curated record